AUGCGAGGACGCCAGCAGCAGAAUGAACAUACUCUGUGUGCGAGACAAAGGAAUGCCAAGGUGGAAGAUCUUUGGAGUCUGACCAACUUUUUUGGUUUUGCAACUGAAACGUUUGUUUUGGCUGUUAACAUUCUGGACAGAUUCUUGGCUCUUAUGAAGGUGAAACCGAAGCAUUUAUCUUGCAUUGGAGUUUGCUGUUUCCAACUGGCCGCCCGAGUAGUCGAAGAAGAAUGCAAUAUUCCAUCGGCUCAUGAGAUCAUCCGGAUCAGCCAAUGUAAAUGCACUGUGUCCGACCUGAAACGGAUGGAAAAGAUAAUUUCAGAGAAGUUGCACUUUGAAUUUAAAGCUACUACUGCCUUAACCUUCUUGCACUUGUACCAUACUAUUGUACUCUGUCAUACCUCAGAAAGGAAAGAAGUAUUGAAUCUCGACAAAUUGGAAGCACAGCUAAAAGCUUGCAACUGUCGUCUAGUCUUUUCUAAAGCAAAACCAUCUGUCUUGGCCUUGUGCCUUCUCACUCUAGAAGUUCAGACCCUAAAAUCGGUUGAGCUCUUGGAGAUCCUUCUGCGGGUUCAAAAGCAUUCUAAAAUAAGCGAUAGUGACCUGCUUUACUGGAGGGAACUGGUCUCGAAAUGCCUAGCAGAUUAUUCUUCUCCUGAAUGUUGCAAGCCUGAUCAUAAAAAGCUAGUUUGGAUUGUUUCGAGACGUACAGCCCAAAAUCUACAGAACAGUUACUACAGUGUUCCUGAGUUGCCAACGAUACCGGAGGGGGGAUGUUUCAAUGAAAGCGAGAGUGAAGACUCCUGCGAAGAUAUGAGCAGCGGAGAAGAAAGCCUUAGCAGUUCUCCUCUAAGUGAUCUGGAAGGCACCUUCUUCUUUGAACUCAAACCUAAAAUGAAGUGGCAAACUCUUAGCUCUCGGUCUUAGCAUUAAGUCUUGAUUGUAUUAGGUUGAGAUGUUUCAUGCACCGUAGAGUCUGUUGGCAAUAAUAAAUGAGGUGGUCAUCUGUAAACUGUAUUAAGGCAAGAAUUGCUGUGGUAUAUCAAUGCUUUGAAUGCCUGCCUUGUUUUUUUUUGUUGUUGUUGUAAUUUUAAGGAAGAAAAAAUCCCGUUCAGGUUCCCCAGUUCAGCAAAAAA
Nipponia nippon (crested ibis) is the source of this 1136-nucleotide messenger RNA. NCBI's taxonomy places the organism in Eukaryota, Metazoa, Chordata, Aves, Pelecaniformes, Threskiornithidae. The record is from RefSeq and is a predicted model, not a curated record.